Molecule: messenger RNA, 4443 nt
Organism: Jatropha curcas
Lineage: Eukaryota; Viridiplantae; Streptophyta; Magnoliopsida; Malpighiales; Euphorbiaceae
Product: FtsH extracellular protease family
Biological process (GO): proteolysis
Cellular component (GO): chloroplast thylakoid membrane
Molecular function (GO): ATP-dependent peptidase activity; ATP hydrolysis activity; metalloendopeptidase activity
Source: RefSeq, a predicted model, not a curated record
CUUUUUAUCUUCCAUUUGAGCUCUACUGUCCGUUCUUGUUGCAGGCCUGAAAAUGAAGCAUUGUAACUCGCCCUCAAUUUCAUUCGCACUUUUUCUUUGAACUCUCAUGGCUUCCAUUUCCACUCUUUCUUUCUCUAAUUUUUCUUUAUCAUUCAAAAACCCUUCAUCACCGACCAGACAUAAAAUCAAAAUCACAAAACUAAAUUUUCAAUCCCACAAAUCCCAUAAAAAGUUCCCAUUUUUGCACAAUUUUCGUGUUUUCAGCUUACUAGAAGCUUCAAAAUGCUACAAGCAUAACCGAGAAUCGACACUAGAGCUACCCUCAAGUCCAGAAAAGGGCUUAAUUAGAUGCAUUGCGAGAUCAAUAGUGUAUGCACUAUUUUGUAUUUCUAUUGGGUUUUGUUCACUUGGUGCAUUGCCAGCUCAAGCAGCUGUUGGGUCGGUUACUAGUGAAGUUACAGUGAAAAAGGAAGAGAGAGAAUUGAAUGAGGAAUUGUAUUCAAAGGGUCAUGAGUAUUCUGAUUAUACUAAAAGUUUGUUGGAAGAGGUAUCAUUGUUGUUGAAGUGUAUAGAGGAGACUAGAAAGGGAAAUGGGGAUUUGGAGGAAGUGGGAUUGGCGUUAAGGGCAGUUAAAGUAAAGAAAGAAGGACUGCAAGGGCAGAUAAUGGAGGGCCUUUAUACUGAAUUGAGGGAAUUGAAAAGAGAAAAGGAGAGUUUUGAGAAUCGUGCAGAGGAUAUUAUGGAUGAGUCUCUGAAGGUUAGAAGAGAGUAUGAGAAUCUAAGGAAAAGUGUCGAGAAAGAUAGGAUGGAGGAGUUGGAGGAGAGAAUGGGAGUGUUGGAGGAGAGAAUGAGAGUGUUGAAGGAAGAGUACAGUAUCAUCUGGGAUAAGAUUGUAGAGGUUGGGGAUGCAAUUUUAAGGAGGGAGGCAAUGGCCAUGAGUGUUGGGAUCAGAGAGCUUUGCUUCAUUGAAAGGGAAUGUGAGAAGUUGGUGAAGAGGUUUAACCAGGAAAUGAGGCAGAAGGGUAUGGAGAGCCUGCAGAAGAGUUCUAUUACCAAGCUUUCCAGGUAUGAAAUUCAGAAAGAACUGGAAACUGCACAAACAAAAUUCUUGGAACAAAUGAUUCUGCCUAAUGUUAUGGAAGUUGAGGGCCUUGGACCUCUAUUUGAUCAAGAAUUGGUGGAUUUUGCUGCACAUAUAAAACAAGGCAUUAAAGAUUCAAGAAAGCUGCAGAAUGAUCUGGAGGCUCGUAUGAGAAAAAAGAUGAAAAGAUUUGGUGAUGAAAAGCGUUUUGUUGUACUGACACCAACAGAUGAGGUCGUGAAGGGUUUUCCAGAAGCUGAGUUGAAGUGGAUGUUUGGAGAUAAGGAGGUUGUGGUUCCUAAAGCUAUUCGUAUGCACUUAUACCAUGGUUGGAAGAAGUGGAGAGAAGAUGCAAAGGUGAACCUAAAAAGAAAUUUGUUGGAGGAUGCUGAUUUUGGCAAACAGUAUGUGGCCCAAAUACAGGAACGAAUUCUACUGGAUCGAGAUAGAGUGGUCUCAAGGACUUGGUACAAUGAAGAGAAAAACAGGUGGGAAAUGGACCCAGUAGCUGUUCCAUAUGCCAUUUCCAAGAAACUAGUGGAGCAUGCUCGAAUAAGGCAUGAUUGGGGUGCCAUGUAUGUUUCACUAAAGGGGGAUGACAAGGAUUACUAUGUGGACAUUAAGGAAUUUGACAUGCUCUAUGAAGAUUUUGGAGGGUUUGAUGGGUUAUAUAUGAAAAUGCUUGCCCAGGGCAUUCCAACUGCUGUUCAUUUGAUGUGGAUCCCUUUUUCAGAAUUGAAUUUGCAUCAACAAUUUCUCUUGACAACGAGGCUGGCUCGCCAAUGCGUAAAUGGAAUAUGGAAUACUAGAGUAGUUUCAUAUGGAAGGGAUUGGGUGCUGGAGAAAAUUAAAAAUAUAAAUGAUGACAUAAUGAUGGUGAUUGUGUUUCCUAUAGUGGAGUUCAUCAUUCCUUUUCCGGUAAGGAUACGGCUGGGGAUGGCAUGGCCAGAGGAAAUAGAGCAAAGUGUUGGUUCAACAUGGUACUUGAAAUGGCAGUCUGAGGCAGAAAUGAAUUUUAAGUCCAGGAAAACAGAUGAAAUACAAUGGUAUUUUUGGUUUGUCAUUAGAGCCGCUAUCUAUGGAUAUGUUCUAUUUCAUGUCUUCCGAUUUAUGAAGAGAAAAGUUCCAAGACUUCUUGGUUUUGGACCCUUGCGUAGAGAUCCAAACUUGCGGAAGUUACGAAGAGUGAAAGCCUAUAUUAAUUACAAGGUGAGGAGAAUCAAACGUAAAAAGAAGGCUGGGAUUGAUCCUAUUACAAGAGCUUUUGACAAAAUGAAGAGGGUGAAGAAUCCUCCUAUACCAUUGAAGGACUUUGCUAGCGUUGAUUCUAUGAGGGAAGAAAUUAAUGAAGUAGUAGCAUUUCUACAAAAUCCCAGUGCAUUCCAAGAUAUAGGUGCCCGUGCUCCUCGGGGAGUUCUUAUUGUAGGAGAAAGGGGAACAGGAAAGACAUCUCUGGCACUGGCUAUUGCUGCAGAAGCCAGGGUCCCUGUUGUCAAAGUUGCAGCCCAGCAGUUGGAGGCUGGACUAUGGGUUGGUCAAAGUGCAUCAAAUGUUCGAGAACUCUUCCAAACAGCUAGGGAUUUGGCUCCUGUAAUCAUUUUCGUGGAGGAUUUUGACCUUUUUGCUGGUGUUCGUGGCAAGUUUAUUCACACUAAGAAGCAGGAUCAUGAGGCUUUCAUUAAUCAACUUCUAGUGGAACUUGAUGGGUUUGAGAAACAAGAUGGAGUUGUUUUGAUGGCCACAACUAGAAAUUUGAAACAAAUUGAUGAGGCCUUGCGGCGACCUGGUAGAAUGGAUAGAGUAUUUUAUCUUCAACAGCCAACUCAAACAGAAAGGGAGAAAAUUUUACUCAAUGCUGCUAAAGCAACCAUGGAUGAAAACCUCAUUGAUUUUGUAGACUGGAAAAAGGUUGCUGAGAAGACUGCUCUUUUACGUCCUGUAGAGUUAAAACUUGUUCCUGUUGCUCUGGAAGGUAGUGCCUUUAGGAGCAAAUUUGUUGAUACAGAUGAACUUAUGAGCUACUGCAGUUGGUUUGCGACUUUCAGUGCCAUUAUCCCCAAGUGGGUUCGGAAAACCAAAAUUGCGAGGAAGAUGAGCAGGAUGCUUGUGAACCAUCUGGGGCUAGAAUUGGCUAAGGAAGAUCUGCAGAGUGUAGUUGAUCUUAUGGAGCCAUAUGGUCAGAUAAGCAAUGGAAUAGACCUUCUCAAUCCUCCAAUUGAUCAGUGGACCAGGGAGACCAAGUUCCCACAUGCUGUCUGGGCUGCUGGCCGUGGUCUUAUCACACUUCUAUUACCUAACUUUGAUGUCGUAGAUAACCUAUGGCUGGAGCCAUGUUCAUGGCAGGGAAUUGGAUGCACAAAGAUCAGUAAGGCCAGAAAUGAAGGUUCACUGAAUGGGAAUGUGGAAUCAAGAUCAUAUCUUGAAAAGAAGCUUGUUUUUUGUUUUGGUUCAUAUGUUUCCUCGCAGCUACUGCUUCCCUUUGGUGAAGAAAAUUUUCUUUCUUCUUCAGAGUUGAGACAGGCUCAGGAGAUUGCUACACGUAUGGUGAUUCAGUAUGGGUGGGGACCUGAUGACAGUCCUGCAAUUUACUAUACUAGCAAUGCGGUUACAUCUUUAAGUAUGGGCAACAACCAUGAGUAUGACAUUGCUGCUAAAGUUGAAAAGAUGUAUGAUUUAGCAUAUCUUAAAGCAAAGGAAAUGCUUCAGAAAAAUCGUCGAGUUCUUGAGAAGAUUGUUGAAGAAUUACUUGAAUUUGAGAUCUUGACUGGCAAGGAUUUGGAAAGAAUUAUUGAAAAUAAUGGUGGGAUUCGGGAGAAAGAGCCCUUUUUCCUUUCAGAGGCUAAUUAUAGAGAGCCAGUGUCUAGCAGCUUUCUUGAUACGGGAAACGGACCAGGACCUGCUCUUUUAAGUGCAUCUAACUAGGAUGAAGGGACCACUCACUUUAUUAAAGGUGAAAAGCCACACUUUUCCCUGCUGAGCUCAGAUUACUUCUUCGUGUACAGGCUCCUCAUUAUAUAAAAUUAUUAUUCUGACCAUUGAAGUAUUAUGAAAACUAGUUGUACAGGGAGUAGUUUAAGUUGAGAAGAGGUUCGAUUUUUUCCUUCUCAACUGCUAGUUAUCACAGUGAGAAAAAUGUUUCCUUUUCACAUUGUAAUUUUGAUUUUUUGCAAUGAGAUGUCAAAUUGUAAAGGAUUUGUUUUGUUUGUUAUUUUUCUUAGAUACUAUAAUAUAAGCAUUUAGCUCAGGAAGUUACUGAUAUUACCUAAAUGUGCGUAACACGUCUAUCGUGUUACAUGUAAGAAAUUUCAAUCUAUACUUCAAAGAGCAUUUUGAUGCUAAUAACAAUAUUAUUAGCAGUUGAA